GGCCAGGCCACGUCAUAUUUGGAAUCUUGAGUAUCAUGUGCGUGGGCAUCAUUCCAGCACAACGGGGGUUGGGUGCCUGUUGGUGGGGACUCUCUCUCGCUAGCUUUCCCAAGGAGAGAUCAUCAUAGAACCAUAUGGAUGAUGAUGAAUAUGCCAAGCUCUUCCGUAGAAUGAAUCCCCCCAGAGUUGUAAUAGACAAUAACGCUAGCGAUGAUGCCACUGUUAUUCAGGUUGAUAGUGUGAACAAACAGGGGACGCUCUUGGAAGUUGUGCAAGUCCUCACUGACAUGAAUCUUGUCAUCAAGAAAGCUUACAUCUCUUCUGAUGGCGGUUGGUUCAUGGACGUCUUCAAAGUCAUCCACCAAGAUGGCAACAAGAUCACUGACCCUCAACUCCUUCACUUUAUCCAAAUGAGGAUAGAGCGCAACGCUGGCUGGUUUAUUCCACCAUUAACAAGAAGCUCAGUUGGUGUCAUGCCCUCUGAUGAAUACACCACCAUCGAGCUCGCUGGAACCGACAGACCCGGUCUCUUGUCUGAAGUAUCUGCCGUUCUCACAGACCUUCACUGCAACGUUGUCAACGCUGAGAUAUGGACUCACAACACCAGAGCUGCUGCCGUUAUUCACGUCACCGACAACACUACUAAUUCAGCUAUUACUGAUCCAUGUCGCCUCUCCAACAUCAAACAUCUGCUGUGCAACGUAGUCGGCUCCAGGGAUGCAAAAACCGUCUUUUCUGGCUCGGAUACACACAGGGAGAGACGCUUGCAUCAGAUCAUGUUUGAUGACAGAGAUUAUGAGGGAGUCAACAAAAGACCAAGUGUUACAUCGGAGGGGUCAAAAAAGCCCAGUGUCGUCACGUUGACAAACAUUGACAAGGAUUAUACCGUUGUUACCAUGAGGUCCAAAGAUAGACCAAAGCUUGUGUUUGAUGUAGUUUGUACCUUGACUGAUAUGCAGUAUGUGGUUUUCCAUGGCAUGGUUAGCACAGAACCACCAGAGGCUUAUCAGGAGUUUUACAUCCGUCAUGUAGAUGGUCUUCCCAUAAACUCAGAAGCGGAGCAAGAACGUGUUAUACAAUGUCUUGAAGCAGCCAUUGAGAGAAGAACGUCCGAGGGUUUAGAGCUGGAAUUAAAAUCAGAAGACAGAGUUGGACUCCUCUCAGACAUAACUAGAACAUUCCGAGAGAACAGCUUAACGAUCGUGAGAGCAGAGAUUUCAACGCGAGAGGGCAAAGCUAAAGACACUUUCUACGUUACAGACGUGACAGGAAACGCUGUUGAGUCAAAAAUCGUGGAUUCAAUAAGAAAAGAAAUAGGAGUAACCAAACUUAAAGUUAAGAAACAGAACGAGGAAUCCUCUGUUCGCAGUGCUUCCCAAGAAACAACAAUAGGGUAUUUGUUUAGCAACAUCUUCAACAAAUAUAAGCCUCUCCAUUAACUGUCCCAUUAAAGUAUUUGUGUUCAUUGUAUAGAUAACAAAACUAUUAAUUAUACAGGGUUAGGUAGAGGGUAUCAUAAGUUAAGGUGGUUGCAAAAAGUAACCGUCUUGUGAAACAAAAGUGGAGAAAUCCACUUGUGUGUGUGGUCAAAUAACAGUGGACAUGUUUUUUUUUCUUUGAACAACAAACAGUGGACAUGUUUAUAUAUUUAUGUUUAAUAGUCCUUUGAGGAAACUUGUUUGGAACAGAGCUCUGACGAUUGAGAUAUAAAACUUC
Eruca vesicaria subsp. sativa (arugula) is the source of this 1716-nucleotide messenger RNA. The record is from the annotation of a GenBank genome assembly. NCBI's taxonomy places the organism in Eukaryota, Viridiplantae, Streptophyta, Magnoliopsida, Brassicales, Brassicaceae.